AUGUCAAGUGAAGUGACGAGAGCUGAAAACGAAUAUUCUAAAAAGACUCAUACACAUUCUAUAUCUGAAAUAACAGACUUAAACGUUAGCCUUGAAAAUAAGGUAGAUAAGGGACUUAUGGCUAGUGUGUUAGUGAAGAAGGCGGAUAAGGAAUAUGUGGAUGAAAAAGAUAACGAAAUGAAAGAAAGGGUUGACUGGUACCAUGAAUGGACAUCGAAGACUUUUAAAGUUAAAGCCGAUACAGGAUGGGUUUCAGGAUGUUUAAGACCUUAA
Messenger RNA from Trichomonas vaginalis G3, 273 nucleotides. Its product is annotated as phage tail repeat-like family. Bases 1 to 273 code for a protein of 90 amino acids. The transcript has a single exon. The record is from RefSeq and is a predicted model, not a curated record. NCBI's taxonomy places the organism in Eukaryota, Parabasalia, Trichomonadida, Trichomonadidae.